AUGGGGUCUCACAAUUUUUCUGAAAAUUAUUUGCUGUUGCGACCAGAAGAAGUGAGUCUCUGGCAUCUCUUUGGCUUCUUACUCAACCAUGACUUAGCACAAAAAGCAUUUGUAGAGUACCCGACUGGGAAGGAAGAAAAUCUCCAACGUAGAGGGCUUAUAUUCAUCUCUCUCUUUGGGCAGAAAGUUCUACAACACUUGGCAAAACCCAUAGCGUGCUUUGGAUCAGCUUUCGAAAUGUGGAUGAACCUAUUGUCAUGUAACGGAAACUUCUUCGGGCUCUUGCUUCAUGCUUUACAAAAUAAGGUAAUAGUUCCUGAAAGAACAUCGGAAAUGUUUCUGUCAUCUGUUGGACAUCUAGAUAAGCGAAAGCAGCUGGACAACAAAAUCAGUCAUGGAGAUAGAAGAUAUUACGCGAUGCUAUGUGCAAUGGCUUCUAAAUUAUCAUACGAGAACAGAGCCGUAGUUGAAACAACAGUCCAAAAUUGCUGGAAGAUGGAAUUAUUGGGAUACUACAACUUUUGGAAUGAUUUCCAAAGAAAAUUUACUACACAAGGGUUCAUAUUUCAUGAUAAAACUGCAGAUCCUGACCUGGUUAUUGUUGCUUUUAGAGGCACCGAACUUUUUGAUGCAGAUGCAUGGUGCACUGAUAUUGAUAUCUCCUGGUAUGAGCUUCCGGGCAUGGGAAAAAUACAUGGUGGUUUUAUGAAAGCAUUAGGGUUACUGGUUAAUCAAGGUUGGCGGAAGGAAAUUGAACCACAGGAAACAGACGAGUACCCAGUUGCGUAUUAUAUCAUCAGAGAAAAAUUGAGGACACUUUUGAACGAAAAUAGUAGAACAAAAUUUAUAUUAACAGGCCACAGCUUGGGUGGGGCUCUUGCAAUUCUCUUUCCAGCAAUUCUGGCAUUGCAUGAGGAGACAUUGUUGUUAAAGAGACUUGAAGGAGUGUACACUUUUGGGCAACCUAGGGUUGGAGAUGUGGAGUUUAAGAAGUUUAUGAAUAAACAGAUGGAUAAGUAUGAUUUUAAAUAUUUAAGGUUUGUUUAUUGUAAUGAUAUCAUCCCCAGGUUGCCCUCUGAUGACUCUACAUUUUUGUUCAAGCAUUUUGGGACAUGUCUUUACUUCAAUAGCUGUUAUCAAGGGAAGAUAGUUGAAGAAGAACCACACAAAAAUUAUAUCUCAGUGUUGGCGACGAUACCCAGAAUCCUGAUUGCGUUUUGGGAGCUUUUAAGAAGCUUUAUUCUUCCAUACAAAGAGGGACAGGAGUAUUACGAAAGUUGCUGGCUGAAAUUGGUGAGAAUUGUUGGACUGGUACUUCCGGGUUUAGCAGCUCACAAUCCCCAGGAUUAUGUUAAUUUAUCUCGACUGGGUUCUCCUUCUAUAUACGUCAAGCUUCAAGAAUAUUCGAUAGAGGUCUAAGUUUAUCUCCAGAUGGAACUGAGUUUGAAGAAUAUUCGAAAGCCAUCGCAAAAUAAACACAAUUGAAGGGAGUACAGAAGACUAGCCCUCCUAACAGUUAGGAAUUAAGAUUUUAUUGAGA
Molecule: messenger RNA, 1540 nt
Organism: Mangifera indica (mango)
Lineage: Eukaryota; Viridiplantae; Streptophyta; Magnoliopsida; Sapindales; Anacardiaceae
Product: triacylglycerol lipase OBL1-like
Exons: 5
Coding region: 1-1419 (472 amino acids)
Biological process (GO): lipid metabolic process
Molecular function (GO): triacylglycerol lipase activity
Source: RefSeq, a predicted model, not a curated record